CCUCCUUCUCUUCCUCCAGCUGCCCAUACUGUGCCCUCCCCCAGCUCCGUGCUGGGCCAGGAUCUUCCAAAGGGCAGCCACAUCGCUCUCACUGCCUUCUCCAGCCCUGCAGGACAGGGCGCUGCAAAUUCAUUUAGCACAGAAGAGGCGAAACCUCAUACCUUCUGGCUGGGUGACUAGGAAUCGCUGUCGGUGAUUUGCCCACUCAAUUCCAUUUGCCAACUAAAGUUCUAUGGCUCAUGCACCAGAGCAGCAAUGGCAAUUUGGUGGACGGCUGUGCUGGCCCAGCAUGCGGCUCAUACUCCCUACUCACAGGCAGCUUUUCCAUGGAUGACAAUAGGCGGAUUCAAAUGCUGGCCGACACUGUGGCCACUUUGCCUCGGGGACGAAAGCAGCUUGCAUUGACGAGAUCAAGUUCUUUAGGUGAUUUUGCCUGGUCUCAAAGAAAGCUUGUUACUGUGGAGAAGCAGGAUAAUGGAACAUUUGGAUUUGAAAUUCAGACUUACAGGCUCCAGAACCAGAACACCUACACCUCAGAGCUGUGCACUCUGAUCUGCAAAAUCCAGGAGGACAGCCCAGCACACUGUGCUGGCCUGCAAGCCGGUGAUAUCCUUGCAAAUAUCAAUGGUGUGGGCACAGAAGGCUUUACCCACAAGCAAGUUGUUGACCUGAUCAGAUCGUCAGGAAACCUGCUAACGAUAGAGACUCUUAAUGGAACAGCAAUUCUCAAGAGAGCCGAGCUUGAAGCAAAGCUGCAAGUUUUAAAGCAAACCUUGAAGAAGAAAUGGGUGGAGUUCAGAACUCUGCAGUUACAGGAACAGCGCCUGCUUCAUGGUGAUGCAGCUAACUGCCCAAGUUUGGAAAACAUGGACAUAGAUGAAUCAAUUUUGUUUGGAACCCUGCCCGGGUCAGGUUCAGCUCUCCCGGACCGGAAUCGAUUAUCCAGUGAGAGCAGCUGUAAGAGCUGGCUGAGCUCCAUGACAAUGGACAGCGAGGACGGCUACCAGACAUGUGUGUCUGAGGACUCGAGCAAGGGAGCCUUCAGCAGGCAGACAAGCACCGAUGAUGAGUGCUUUGUCCUCAAGGAUGGGGACGAUUUUCUGAAGAAGUCAUCUUCCAGGAACCGGAGCAUCAGUACUGCCAGCAGUGGGUCCAUGUCUCCCAUGUGGGACAGCAACUUCUCAAGCAUGUUUGGGACUCUGCCCCGAAAAAGCAGAAGGGGGAGCGUCCGGAAACAACUCUUGAAAUUCAUCCCUGGCCUUCACCGCCCUGUGGAAGAGGAAGAGAGUCGCUUCUGAGGGGUUGCGAUGCCCCUUCCUAUGAGCUUAUUUCAUAAAUACCUUCUGGACUUGUUUAGAUCAACUCCACCCAGCUUAGUGGGAAAGUGCAAAUGAAUUGCAAAACUGACAUCCCAUUUUAGGCAAUAGUGACCUUUAUUUAAAGUUUUUCUAUCGUGUUUUGUUUUUUUUCUGCAUCUUAAUGUUUUAACUAGAACAGCUGAAGUUCUAAGCAGACAGCAAGGAAAUAAAGUUGUAAGUUAGAUAAUAUAACAAAUGAACACAAAUGCUUGCUCAUGCUAAUGCUGCCUGUGAAGGCAAGAAUAAUAUUUAUUUUGUAGAUUAUCCAUGUGAAAAAUUGAGAACCUUGGAGUCCAGUGUAAAUAAGAAAGUGACAAUAUAAUUAUUUGGGAUACCUUCUGUAGGUAAAUAAGUAGGUAUCAAAACUUUAUGUUAACUUAAGCUCAGUAACCUCUGGGGAGGCUUAGAAAUAGGCAAUUUUGAAUGUUUCUAUUGAAAUCUCUGAAGGAUUAUAAACAAAGAUGACCAUCAGCCAUUUUUCACAUCUACAGUGACAGUCAAGUGGGAAAUGUAAGAUUUAAUAUGAGGGUUUAAGCUUCAUGAGAUCCAUGGAAAGAUAUUGUCUAAGGUGGGUACUGAAGAAGAUUAUAAUAAGUUUGGUUGUUUUUUGUUUUUUUAUAGGCAGCCUAAACAAAAUUGGUGGAAAUGUUAUUCUUACUUGAUUCAUUUUUUAUUCUAUCUAAAUAUUGAACUGGCAAGAUUUUAUAGCUUUGUAAUUUUUUUAAACAAAUCUAAAAUGUGAAAAACUAGAUUCAGGAAGAGGAUUUUCCUCCUGUAGAUUUUUUCCAUAUCACUCCUUACAUUAUGUUAUAUAUUUUAAAUAGUUAUUGCCUUGGCACUCUUGAGCCUAUUAGUUAUGUUAGUAUCAUAUUAUGUCUAGCCACUCAAUAGCAUUUUUUUUCCAAUGCCGAUUAAAGUCCAUAAUUUUUCUGUUCUGGUGAUACAGCUGCUCACUGCCUCUAUUCUAGAGUAAAUAACCCUGACAAUAUAAUAACUAGCCCUUACUGAUUUGAGUGUGUGUGUGUGUGUGUGUGUGUGUGUGUGUGUGUGUGUGUGUGUUUGGGAGAAAUAGAGUCAUUUGAUAGUUGACUUUAAAUAGAAAAUCUACACUCAAAUAAACUGAGGGAAGAAUGAAUCAUUUGAGAAAAAAAUAGAGAAGAGGGUUAGAAAGCCUGUAGGUUAAGAACAAAACAAUAAAAUAAAAGUGAUCUCUAAUUGAGACCUGCUCUCUAUUAAUUCUUUGAACUCAGAAGCAUCCAGUGGGCUCUACUUGAGAAUCAUUCAUACAAAAAGCAGAGUGCAGCAUGUUUCGCAGAGACAAUAGUAAUCCUGCCUACAAUUACAGACUGCCUAGUAGGUUAAAAAUGGUUUCUGUGCGGUCCCUGACAUAACCCUGGAGAUAGGUGUUAAGCAUGCCCUCAGAAGCAAAAAUUUGCAGACGUCCCCAUAGGCAGUGGCAGGGCUGAAGUUGGAAGCCAGUUCUUCCUGUCUCUCUCCUAUCAUUAUAGUCUCCCUAGAUGUCGUUUACCCUUUUUGCUGGUUCUCUGUAGUUAUUUUAUCACCACAAGCCACAGGAGGUACACUCUCCCUCCAAGAAUACAUAAAACAUGCAAUUGUAGCUACUGCAUGGAAAAAGAGACUGGUU
This is a messenger RNA of Myotis daubentonii (Daubenton's bat), 3003 nucleotides long. It is a transcript of the gene CYTIP, whose product is annotated as cytohesin 1 interacting protein. Bases 240 to 1298 code for a protein of 352 amino acids. Gene Ontology annotation, molecular function: protein binding. Gene Ontology annotation, biological process: regulation of cell adhesion. The transcript has 10 exons. Gene Ontology annotation, cellular component: cell cortex. The record is from RefSeq and is a predicted model, not a curated record. NCBI's taxonomy places the organism in Eukaryota, Metazoa, Chordata, Mammalia, Chiroptera, Vespertilionidae.